Caenorhabditis sp. 36 PRJEB53466 is the source of this 4028-nucleotide messenger RNA. NCBI's taxonomy places the organism in Eukaryota, Metazoa, Nematoda, Chromadorea, Rhabditida, Rhabditidae. The record is from the annotation of a GenBank genome assembly.
AUGGCUCCUCCCACUCCGCCUCCACCUCCACCUCCACCUCCGCCUAAAUUGUUCUCCUGGCGCCAGACGUUGCCGUUCGUCCUCGCUGUCUUAGUGUCUCUCGCUGCCGUUUCACUAAACGGCCUUUUGGGACGACUCGAGAUAAAUCACUCUCCGUUCGAGGAAGUGCCGGAAUCAGUGAGAAAAGAGUUGGACGAUGCGCUCAACGAUUGGUAACGUUUCGUUUCCGAUCCGAUAAAAACAUAAGAAUUCAGGGAGAUGUUGAAUGCUGAUAAGUUGAGCCACAGGAAGCUCGAUUCUCGUCUGAGUUUACGUUCGUAUCCGGUCAAUUGCUCAAUAAGCAAUAGUACCUACGAUAUGUCGCGUCUUCUAUUCCUUCCGUGGGUCAUGGUGGAACAGCAUUACUGUGCAUCGCAAGAAACGCUUAAUUGGUGUUACGAAGAGCAGUGGUUCGGUCUGUUCAAGUCGACAGGUGCGCAAUAUACCCUCCACAGUGGACGUCUUCUGGAUCUCCACAUCAGUUGCUUCCGGAGAAAUGGCUAGUUUCUGCUCUUUAAAUCAUUUUAUGCUGAUUCGUUUUACAGCAAUUGUCCGACUCAUGAUUGAUGCGAAUCCGUUGUGGGCAUACAUUGUGAUCCUUACCAUCGUUUUCUCAGUUUUGUUUACCAUUAAGUGAGAAAACACCUUUUAUCAGUCUCAUCCGUUUUUUUAGUGUUACCGACCCAACAAAGAAGAAACCACAAGAGGAAGAAGAGCCGAAACAGGAGCCACCGAAAAGAAGACGGACCAAAUUCAAUAUUUUCGGAUUGAUAAUUUCGGUCAUCGGCGCUUGGGCAUGCCUUUCAGUGGUAAUGUUGUACACCUCGUUUGCACGGGAUGAUGUCUAUUACCUGUCGAUCGACAAAGUGCCAGAAGACGUGCGUGAUGAGAUCAGAGAUGAAACGAAGAAAUCUCAGGUAAAAUUUCAAACUUUUCUUGGCUCUUCUGAAGACAUUCUCAAACUUUCUCAAGACAAAAAACUUUUCCAAGACCUUUUCAAACUUUCUGAAGCACUAAAAACUUUUCUAAGCCUUUCUUAAACUUUUUCAAGAAAUUCUCAGACUUUUUCCAGAAAUUCUUAAACUUUUUCUUGCCGAAAUUAUUUCAAACUUUCUGAAACUUUUCUAAGCAAUUCUCAAACUUUCUCAAGAAAAGUUUUGAAGAAGAAUUCCUAGGCCACGAAGUUUUGGACUCCUCGUGGACAACAAUGUUUUCUGCAAACUUUUUAGCGUUUUCCCCAAUUGUUAUAGUUGUAUAUAAGGGUUUUCGCAUUUUUCGGUCUUGUUGAGCUCAUAAUUGAAUUUCUUAAUUUUUAAAAGUAGUCUUUAACGAAUUAAGCGGCAAAAUAAAGGAAUAUCCGUGAGAAAUUGUAGAAUAGGCCUAAAAAGGCAUUUUUUUUAACUAAUUCAGAUUUUUUCCGCGCUUUCUGCAUUUCUUACAAUGAAGUAACUGAAUCGGCACUGUUUUUAGUCGCUCGUUUUCAAAUAUUUCACUUUUCCGAACACCACACCACCUCGUCCGCGACGGUUUAGCAAAAUAAUUAUCGUUUAUAAAGUACUUCAGUCAGAUCUGAUUAUUCGAAGCGUUUGUUCGCGUUUUCUUCCAUUUUUAUUCUAAGUUUCUGAGUUUACUGCUACCAGAGUUGAGCGGAAGAACUCAACGGAAGAACACGGAAGAAGUUUUUAUCACUUAUAGUAAAUUUUUUGAUCGAAUGUGAUCAAGUGAUAAAAUGUAUAGCAAAAUGAACUCUGAUCAUAAAAAAUAAUUGUAAAUUUAACUUUUCAUACAAAAAGGUUAUUCCAGUUUUUCCGUGAAGAAGGGGGCUAACGGAAGACGGAAGGAAAUUUACUGUUAAGCAUCUCGUUGUAUCGCUAUUCGAAAUUGGCUCUUUAUUGACCGGAAAAAAGGAAAGUUCAGUGAAAUCUCCUUUUCCGUUAUAGUUUCGGCACUAGUAUACGUUUCAUUCCCAAGUACUCAGGCCUGGGCGAGUUACCGGUUCCACAGGAGAAAAAACCCACGAAAAACACAAAAGACGAAGAAGAGGCGAUUAUCAGGGCCCGCAAUCAUGGAAACCGGGGAAAUGAAGCUCACAUCUUGAAUGGCCGAAAAUUCAGGGAAUUGUGAAAAGUAAUGUAUGGAAUCAUUGCAGACUACCUCUUCGAGGUGACCUGGGGAAGAUGAGAAGUUUUCCAAUAAAUUCCGACAAUUUUCUGAGCCGUCGUCAAACUUUUUCAAGAUAAUCUCAGACUUUUUCCAGAAAUUCUUAAACUUUUCUAAGCCUUUUUCAAGAAAUUCUCAGACUUUUUCCAGAAAUUCUUAAACUUUUCUAAGCAAUUCUCAAACUUUUCCAAGAAUUUCUUAGGUGGCGCCUGGAAAAGUUUGAAAAUAGCUAAGAAAAGUUUGAAAUUUUACCUGAGAAUGGUGAGCAGAGUAAACAAUUCUGGCCCAUGUGAAUUGACUUUUAGGGCCUCGCAUAACCCGAAAAAACGAAAGGAAUACGACAGUCAUCUGCGUUUGAUUCCUGUUGAUUGCGGCAAUUAUAAAACGAUACCGGUGGAGACUUUCCCCGUGCUGAGCUCGAAGCCCCAAGUUAUUUAUUGUGCAUCGAAGAGCACACUGGCCUGGUGCAACGACGGGAAGCUGCUCGAGUUGUUCAAAUCUAUCGUUGUGCUCGUUGUGCCGAACGAUCGCGGUGACGCCCGACGCAUUAAAACCUCGCUGAACUGCUUCGAGUACCCCUGUCAGUUUCAGAUUAUGUUCCGGUAAUUUAUUUACAGUUUUUCUUGCAGGGUACGUCGGUCAUUCCAAUGAUUUCAUCUUCAUAAUCAUGCUCAUUGUGUUCUUGAUUUCCGCGAUCGCAUUUUACAAACAUGUCGAAAAGGAGAAGCCGGCGGAGACAGCUAGACCGCGACAGCCCACGAACAAGCCGCAACGCAAUAUCAAAUCGCGUAAGGAGAACUACAAAAAUAGGAGAUCUAAUUGAAUUUGUAAACUUGUACGUGCCAUCUAAUAUUUAACUGGUUGUAUUUUGCGUAAGUCUGACUAUCUCUGUUUCAUGAAAUUAUCUUUGAAUCUGCUGUUUUUGGAGCUCACAGUUUUGGGCGAAAAAUUGUGUUUACCCCAUUGUCUUCUCCGUUUCAUGCUCAUUUGCAAUGCCACUUUUUGCGGUUCCCCGGGGAAAUUGGGUCGCAAUUGAGAAGGCAAGAGGGACAAAAACGUUUUUGUCGCAUGCAUUUGCCGAGCACUUCAUUCAUUCCAUCUGCUUUUCCGAAUGCCUACCGCCACUUCAUUCCUCCUUGUUUUCACCCUUUUCAUUACCGUUUCCUGUUCAUUUUCGGCGUCAAAUGACACCGAAAUCACUGAAGUGAUUAGGUAUGAUGGCCGGCGAAUUCCGUACGAAAAUCAUCCACAAAAGUUUUACUACGUAAGGAAGUGGGAACUGGGGAAAAGAAGAAUUGUGCUCUCUCAGGUGAACAUCUCGAAUCCGGAGGUCGAAUUAAAAGUGAAAUGCGCGCAUUGCAACGUGCAAAGAUGCCGUCCUCUGCCCUUCUGCUACUCGAUACAGUACUCCGAUCGAGGUGAGUAAAGCGGAAGCGACGAGGAGAAGAAAGAGGGUGAUUUCAGUGAGGAGCACGGGCGAUUACUGUGCCGAUGAGUCGGAAAUGUACUCGCUGGUCGGUGCUCAAUUGGACGCGACGACUUCUUCACAGAGGAAACGAAGACGCAUCCACGAGUCGUGUCUUCCGUCGAUCAACGAUCCAUCCAUUCAUUACUGUGUAUGCCACACUUUUGAUGACGACGCCUCUUCGUGAGUUGAGAUGAAGAAGAAGAAGAAGAAGAAGAUUAUAAGUUUCAGAAGAGAGUACGAUGCGUUGCGGAGGAUUCGCAUCUGGAGGUAUCAGAGUCUCAUCUUCCACGACGAAGUGCAGAAGAAACAAGCGCCGAAGGAAGUGCUCGGAGUUGUCUGGAUACUGACAGUGCUGAGGUGA